AUGGCUAGUAUCUUAGUGGAAAAUGGCAAGGUCCAUUUGCGAGUACAUGAUCAAGUCCGACCAUUCCCUCUCACGAAAGACGUGGUGGAUGAGAAGAAUCUAAAUGACAGAUAUCUUGAAACUGAGGUUGAUUGGAUACCAGCAAUGAGAGGUGUUAAGCUAAAAGAUCUUCCCACAUUCUUUAGAACUAUAAAUUCUUCAGAUACAAUGUUUAAUUACAAUAGAGAUUCGGUGAACAAUGCAAUGAAAGCAAAUGGUGUCAUCCUUAACACCUUUCAAGAGUUAGAAUCAGAGAUAUUAGAUGCAAUCAAAAUCACCUACCCUAACCUUUAUCCUAUUGGUUCAUUAUCAAUGCUCCAUAAAAAAAUUUCAUCAAAUUCCAAUAAUCAAUUGGAGUCUAUUGAUUUUAAUUUAUGGAAGGAAGAUGUUAAUUGCAUGAAAUGGUUAGACAAAAAAGACAAAGGUUCAGUUGUUUAUGUGAAUUUUGGGAGCUUGGUGAUUAUGACUACAAAGCAAUUAAGAGAAUUUGCAUGGGGAUUAGCUAAUACUAAAAAUAAUUUCUUAUGGGUAAUUAGGCCUAAUCUUGUUGAGUGUGGAGAUGAGGUAAUAUCAAAUGAUGAAUUUGUGAAAGAAAUUGAAAAUAGAGGAUUAAUAUUGGAAUGGUCCCCUCAAGAAAAAGUUCUAGGUCAUUCAUCUAUUGGAGGCUUUUUAACUCAUUGUGGAUGGAACUCAACCUUGGAAAGUAUUUGUGAAGGUGUGCCAAUGGCUUGUUGGCCUUUCUUUGCUGAGCAACAAACUAAUUGUUUUUAUGCAUGUAAUAAAUGGGGAGUUGGAAUAGAAAUUGAAAGUGAUGUUAGUAGAGAACAAGUUGAAGGGUUAGUGAAGGAACUUAUGAGGGGUGAGAAAGAAAAAGAAAUGAAGAAAAAGUGUGUGGAGUGGAAGCAUAAGGUUGAGGCUACUACAACUAUUGGAGGGUCUUCUUAUAAUAACUACAACAGUUUGGUUUUGCAAUUGAAAUUUUUAAGUGAUCAAUAA
Messenger RNA from Vicia faba (fava bean), 1035 nucleotides. The record is from the annotation of a GenBank genome assembly. Lineage: Eukaryota; Viridiplantae; Streptophyta; Magnoliopsida; Fabales; Fabaceae.